Molecule: messenger RNA, 4900 nt
Organism: Felis catus (domestic cat)
Lineage: Eukaryota; Metazoa; Chordata; Mammalia; Carnivora; Felidae
Gene: TMEM121B
Product: transmembrane protein 121B
Exons: 1
Coding region: 250-2031 (593 amino acids)
Source: RefSeq, a predicted model, not a curated record
CCGCCCCCGCCGCGCCCGUCGUCACCGCGGAGGGUUCAGCUCCUCGCCUUCCCCGCUCCCAGCCACCCGGGGCUUGGCUCGCCCAGUCCGGUGGCUCCAGUCCGGAUCUCGCUGCUGCCCGACCCGGGUACGAGUCCCAGCCGCUCCGGAGGAGGCGGCGGCUGGCCCCGGCUCCCCUCGGCCGCCUAGCCAGCCCAGGGUUGGCGGGGAGGGAGCAGCUGGGCAGCCCCCGGAGCCCCUUGGAGGACAAUGCACCCAGCGCUCGGCAACCCCCGCUCGGUCUCGUCCUCGUCCGGCUCCUUCCCGCCGCCCCCCGCCGCCGCCCGGCUGCAGCCCCUUUUCCUCCGGGGGGGUUCCUUCCGCGACCGGAGAGGCUCGGGCGACAGCAGCACCAGCACCAGCACCAGCCGGGGGGGAGGCGGCGGCAGACGCGGCGGGGGCGGCGGCGGCGGCGGCUCCCGCUCCCCCAGCAGCAGCACCGGCGCCGAGCGAGAGGACGACGACGAGAGCAUCAGCAUCAGCAAGCCGCUGGUGCCAGCCACCGCCGCCGGGCUCCCGGGACCCCCUGCUCAGGGGGGCGCCCCAGCCGCCGACCCCGCGCCCGCCGCCUUCUCCUCCUCGGCCGCCACCUCCUCCUCCACCUCCACGCCCACCUCCUCCUGCAGCAUGACAGCCGCGGACUUUGGCGGGGGCGCGGCGGCCGGGGCCGUCGGGGGCCCCGGGGGCCGCUCGGCUGGGGGCGCGGGCGGCACCGGGACAGGCAGCGGCACCUCCUGCUGCUCGUGUUGCUGCUGCUGCGGUCGCCCGACCCGGUCGAGCCGUAGGAGUCGACGCCGCGGCUGCGCCCCCAGCCCGGGGUGCCGCUGGGGCUACCAGGCGCUGUCCGUGGUGCUGCUGCUGGCGCAGGGCGGUCUGCUGGACCUGUACCUCAUCGCCGUCACCGACCUGUAUUGGUGCUCCUGGAUCGCCACUGACCUGGUGGUGGUGGUGGGCUGGGCCAUUUUCUUCGCCAAGAACAGCCGGGGCCGUCGGGGCGGCAUGGCGAGCGGCGCGCACAACCACCACCAGCACCACCACCACGCCGCGCCGCCCCUGCACCUGCCCGCCUCCUCCGCAGCCUCCGCCGGGGCUGCGGCAGGGGCCAAGGCGCGCGGCGGCCGCGGGGGCGCCGGUGGCCCGGGGGGCGGCCCGGGGGCUGUCGGGUCAGCGGGCGAGUUCGCCUUUGCCUACCUGGCCUGGCUCAUCUACUCCAUCGCCUUCACGCCCAAGGUGGUGCUCAUCCUGGGCACGUCCAUCCUGGACCUCAUAGAGCUGCGCGCGCCCUUCGGCACCACGGGCUUCCGCAUCACCAUGGCGCUGUCCGUGCCCUUGCUCUACAGCCUGGUGCGGGCCAUCAGCGAGGCUGGCGCCCCCCCUGGCUCGGCGGGACCCCUACUCUUGCAGCCCCAGCAGCACCGAGCCGCCGGCUGCUUCCUGGGCACGUGUCUGGACCUGCUCGACAGCUUCACCUUGGUGGAGCUGAUGCUGGAAGGCCGCGUGCCGCUACCCGCGCACCUGCGCUACCUGCUCAUCGCCGUCUACUUCCUCACCCUCUCCUCGCCGGUGCUCUGGCUUUACGAGCUCAACGCCGCAGCGGCAGCUUCGUCCUGGGGCCAGGCUUCAGGGCCGGGCAGCUGUAGCCGCCUUCUGCGACUGCUGGGUGGCUGCCUGGUGGACGUGCCCUUGUUGGCGCUGCGCUGCCUCCUGGUGGUGAGCUACCAGCAGCCCCUCUCCAUCUUCAUGCUCAAGAACCUCUUCUUCCUAGGCUGCCGCGGCCUGGAAGCCCUAGAGGGCUGUUGGGACCGGGGGAGUCGGGCCUCCCCCAGUCGGGGGAGAGGGGGCUAUGGCGCUCCGCCCUCUGCCCCACCGCCGCCGCCGCCACCACCACCACCACCACCUCAGGGAGUCUCUCAGCUGGGCCACUGCAUCUCGGAGAAUGAGGGAGGAGCCCAUGGCUAUGUCAAUACCCUGGCAGUGGCCUCCCAGAAUUGAGGAGGGAUAAAGGAGAGGGGCUUACUUUGGGCUUGAGAGACCCCAGCCCCUUAUCCUCUGACCUUCUCUCACCCAGAUUUGAUCAGGCUCCAUUUGGAAAAGGUAACUGUCAAUAGGGCUAAGGGCCAGUGUGUCCUUCUGCACCCUGUGAGUCAAGACUGCUUGGAGGGAGACCAGCCGCUAAUGAUGAAGGAGGAAGGUCCACUUACUCGAUUCUCCCUUUUCCGUAUCCUACUCUAAUCUAGCCUCCAGGGGGCUGGAUACCUCUGCUUCUUGCUUUUCCCACUGCCAUCCUAAUUCCUGUCCAUUGUGGGGGAGCAUGGAGUAAAGGUGGUGCCCAGGCAGGGGGUGCUGGGCCUUAAGCCUUCCCUCUUGCUUGGAAGUGCCAGCUUCUUAUAGGCUGUGGUUAGUGGUCACUGUCCCAUGCCUUGAAACUGACCCGGAAUCCACUGUUCCCCUGAUGUGUCUAUUGGAUUUUUUCCCCCCAGAUAGUAGAUGCAAAGUCUGUGUUUGUCUCUGUGUGUAUAGUGUUGUUUUCUUGUGUCCACACUGUGACCCCUUGCAAUCAGUAGAUCUGGGAGGCCCUGCCCUCCCCACCACACAUAUGACCACUCUCCUCAUUGCUACCUGAAUUUGUGGCCCUGAAUUCCCAGAAAGAGCUGGGCUCCUGGGAGUUGCCCAGUUGCUCUCCUCCGAGGGAGAAGCUCACCCAGGACCUUCCUCAAUUCUACUCCUCUCUUCUCAGCUUGGGGAGGAGAGGGUCCCUACUUUAAGGACCAAACCACACCCUUUCUUGGGUGAGUGAGCAUUUCUACCUCCGUGCUUUCAACUUUUGUAGCAUCAUGUGCUGAUGCUGCUUGCAAAAAAUAAAGGCAAAAUACUCAGAAGUUGCAUUCAACAUGGCCACUGGAUCCAGCUGGGGUUUGGUGCCAGUCUUAUUACAGGGUCUGUGGAGUAUCAGCCAUUGGCUUGCUCUCCCUGUCUCCUUCCCUUUGCACCUGGAACUCUUAUCCUUCCUGAGGUUUGUUGCUGACUGGGUCAGAUCUUGGCUCAGAACAAAAGCUUUGGUGGGGUUCCUGGAUAGAUGUGAAGUUGGGGCUCCCAUCGGCUCAAGGAAAUCCAAUUCCCCAUCUGUCCUUCCUCUAGGAAGCCUGGUGUGUAUCAGAAAAUGUGGUGAUGACCUUCAUCCUCGGCUCUGGUUAAGAGAAUUUCUACGGAGAAGGCAGGCUGCAUAGAGAGGCUGGGCAAAUCUUACCUCCGCCCUGCCUUCCUCCCUAGUAUUCUCGCUGAGGUUGAUGAUGAGGGACACCCAGGGGUUGCCCACUUAUAUUCUCUACGUGGGACCUCACUCUUGGAAUCUUUGAGGCAGGAUAAGUGUUUUUAGGGGAGGUAAGAGUGCAGGAGGGCAGCUGGCAGCAAGGCCAGGAAAUACUCAUUUUCUUCCACCCCAUAAUAAGAUGGGGUGGUGCUAUAAGAAUUUUUGUUUUCCCCUCCCCAACUUCUUAUGCUUGAGAAGUCUUGUGUGGUUUAAUGAACCCUGGACAAAAGACUAGAAGUCACGGACUGUAGUUUUGACUCUGUCACUCACUAGCUUUGAGUGACAUGUCACUUGCUUUCUGAGCCUCAGUUUUUCACUUGGGGCCCUUCUCUCUCAACUUCUUGGAAGUUUGUUGACAGAAAACAUCUGUCCAUGUAGACAGAGACAGAGAGGCUGAUGGCUUGAGCAGAGUUCUGAGCCUCCCCUACUGUCACAGUGGGGGACGAUGGAGGAAAAAUGUUUACACUCAAUGUAUUAUCUGUGUUCCCAGCCCCUCACCCUACCAGGUCCAAUAUUAGCUAGUUGGAUUUUACAACGAAUCUUUUUUUUUCUGCCUUCUCCCCCUCCCCCCUCUUACCCCAAUCCUCUCCCUUUAAAUUCCCUGUGCUUGAAGUUCUGGGCUCAGACCUUGGGUGGGCCCCCAUGGCUGCUCCCUGGGUCCCCAUAUCCUCUCUCCAGCUUUGCUCUCUCUGCUACCUAAUCUCAGUGACUGUGAAAGGGCUCUGUGUCUGAGCCAUGGCCAGCCCCUGGCUGGCCCCUGCCCCACCCCUCUCUCCUGUUUGGAUGGUGGUCUCCUGCUGAAUGACUGUAAAAUCUGAGUGCUGUUGAGUUUUCUGUGGGAGGCUGUGAUAGGUUCCAAUGAGCUACCACUUCCCGAGAUAUGACAAGAGAUUUAUGGCACCUGGGCCAAUUCUGGCAGAGGCCAGGCCUGCUCAGGCUCUGUCUGCUGCCCUCCCCCCCCCCCCCACUCACCCCUGGACAUUCUCUUUCAAACAUCUGGUGCAAGCACUUUGUGCUCAGGGGUCAACCCCUUCCUUCUGGUGUUUCUUUCUUGAGUCCUUUUACUUUCUUUCCUUGCCCCACGCUCAACAAGAAAAAACCCCUAAAGUUUCAUUUUUCUUGCUUUCUAGGGGCAUCUUUAGUGGGGGGUCAAACUGGAGAUGUUUCCCGUGGGUCUAAAUAAAGAUAAGGUGCACUGUCUCCUGAGGCUUGUGCUGGCAGUAUAGUUCACAGAAAAGUACUCUGGGUUCAGAAUUCAGACUGUCUGCCUCUAACAUUUGUGCAAAUAAGGCAUGCUCUUGAUCUGAGCCUCUGACUCCGUAUCUGUUUUAAAAGGGGGUUGGACUAGACCCUCUGUAAAGGCUGUUCUGCUAUAAUGUGCCCUGGUUCUGGUUCUAUGUGUCUUUGUGGAGGAGAGCUGGCUGGUAGAGCCUGGAAGAAGGGAAGCGGCAGCUCACUAGCAUUUAUCACGUUUUUUCCCCCUUUCUCUUUUUAAAAAUAAAACCAGCUUCUGUUCUGAAAAUAAAAAAAAAAAAAAAAGCCUUGAGACUU